Molecule: messenger RNA, 3804 nt
Organism: Styela clava
Lineage: Eukaryota; Metazoa; Chordata; Ascidiacea; Stolidobranchia; Styelidae
Source: RefSeq, a predicted model, not a curated record
CGUGUUUCAUGAUGAUAAGUUACGAGUAACGUUGAAAGUUAGGUAUUGUUUUCGGAAUUAAAGAUUGCAAUCUGUUGGUGAACAGGGCAACAAGCUUAAAAACUUCCUGUCCCAAGCGGUUGAAUAUGGUACUUGGUUAUGACCCAGAUACGAUAACAAAAUCGACGUUCAUUCAUCAUAUUGCUUCUGGAACACUAGGUGGUGCUGUCACACGGGCACUCAUCUCUCCUUUUGAUGUCGUAAAAAUCAGAUUCCAGCUCCAAUCUGAGGCGGGCAAGGCAAGAAGAUACCGCGGACUCUUUCAAGCAACGAGAGUUAUAUUCAAAGAAGAAGGGGUAACUGCAUUCUGGAAAGGCCACAUACCGGCUCAAUGGCUGUCUAUGGUGUAUGGAGGAGUCCAGUUUUGUGCGUUUGAAUUCUUCACAACGAUUGUACAUCAGAUCUUACCCCACUCUCGCCAAGAGACUGUGAAAAAUAUGACAACUCACGGAGUGUGUGGUGCGUUAUCUGCGAUCGUAGCGACUAUUGUAGCGCAACCACUGGAUGUUUUACGGACAAGAUUCGCUGCUCAAACUGAACCGAAAAUGUUUACAUCAGCGACCAGAGCGGCAUUUUUCAUGGUUCGGCAGGAAGGAUAUUUCUCUUUAUACCGUGGUUUGAUUCCGUCUCUAGUUCAAAUCGUUCCAUUCUCAGCUAUGCAAUUUGGUAGUCGUUCGUUUUUUGAAGCAGUUUGGAUUCGCCACGGUUUGAAACCAGGGAAUUUCAGUGAAUUUAUAUGUGGAGGGUGCGCUGGUUUACUUGCCAAGACAUUUGUUUAUCCAUUAGAUGUUGUAAAGAAAAGAUUACAGAUCCAGGGCUUUGCGGCUCCAACAGUCAGUCAAAUUCGUCACUAUCGAAGCUUUUUUCACUGUUUCAGUGCAAUAUGGAGACACGAAGGCUUUUUAGCUUUUUUCAAAGGAUUCAAGGCGGCUGCUUUGAAAUCAUCUCUAACGUCGGGACUCGUUUUUGCCACUUAUAGGUUUUUCAGGGAACAAUUUGAACCAGAAAAAACUGAUAGUGGUGGAUGAUUUAAGUUGAUGAUUACGAAUUUCACAUUCAUCGUGCGAGAAAGGAUAAGACGACUCAAUCAUGUGGCGGACUCUGGCCUUCUGUACCGUUACCAGUUCAUGUCAAGUAUGGGCUGUUAAUCUUAUAUGUAUGGACUUGAUGGUGGAGGAAUCCAACCAACGAGUAUGUUAACCACCCCCUGGCGGAGGCCAGCAAUCCUCUCACAAAUAAUUCUACCGCAUAGGAUUCAAACUUGUGCAGAGUAAUCAGGGGGGUACUUCCGUAGUAUGUGUACCUGGUAAGGGUUUGGCCAUAAUUUCUUUAAUAGCCAAGUGAAUAUACCCCCUUACCCAUAUGUUUUAGUUCCUUUACGCAACUUGAUGUAAAGUAGGCGAACAGAAUUAGUUACCUCCAUAUUGGUACAUACACUUCUGGAGCUUCAUCAGAGGUGUAUUAACUUUGUGCUUAACACGAUGUGCCAACCGUCAAGCUAAAUUUGAACUAAAGAAAAAUUAAAUCCAAUUCUGUGUCAUUUAAGUUCAAUGUCUCCUGGUUUGUUCAAAGUUGACUGAAUUAAAUCCGAGCUCAGCUAUUGUGAUAUCUGAUAAACCAAACGAUGGUUGAAAAUUUUGGCUUUUUUAGGCUCGUUUUUCUGCUAUUAGAAACUUUUAAUUGCAGAUUCAGCUCUAUUCCAAAAUAGUUAGUUAACUCGGAACUUGAAGAGAUUUGACUCUGUAAUUCUCUAAAAUUCGUGGCUUAGAAUUUGUGGUGCCCGAGCCCAGAUUCAAAACCAAUGACUCCUACUAUCUGUUUUUUGUUGGACAGGGACCCAAUAACUUUUAUUUGAUAUUUAGAAAUAUUAUUUUAAAUGUGUUUGUACAUCUUUGAUAAAAUAUUAGAAAACUUAGAAUUAUAAUCGUUCACCAUUUUUGGCCCCUGGUUUAAAAACCUUGCCCCCCCCUGUUAUAGACACUAGAAUUAUUGACUAGAGACAAAAUUAUUCGUCAAAGACUCAAGAGUGACUCAAAAACUAAUCGACAGCGAGAUAAUCAAUAUUUGGUUAGAAUACAGGACUCGACUUGAUGUUAAACUUGACUUGAGGUUCAGGGACUCUUUUACCCAACACAUGUCAAUAUGCCAAACUACUGCUCCAAAUUUUAAAAACCAACUUUAUGUCAGUAAAGAGUUAUCUUGAAUUGCAAAAUUAUGUUUAGUAUAUAUUGUGAUUUUAAUUGCUUCUGUAUGUUAAGCGAAGCCAUUUAUUUGCUGGUUGAAAGGCUACCAAGGGCGCAGUACAAAAAUGGUUCUUCGGCUCUAUCAGUCCCAUGUUAAAAAAAAUAAUUUUUGGUAACAGAAGCUUCUGCAUUUGCUUGCUUUCUUUGUCUGUUGAAAGUGCUGAAUCAACUUGGUGCUCCUGCUUUGUUAUUGUUGGUCAGAUUACCCAAGUCUCUUUUGAAAAGCUCUUUAUUUAUUCAUUCAUAUUAAGUUCCAUAACUGUAUAUUUUACUCAAAAACAAACACUGAUGAGGUAGCAACUAGAAAAGUUACUACCAGGAUGGUAACUUCUGACCACUCAGUAUUUCCCUACCUUUCUUGAUAAAUUUCGGACUACUAUUUCGGACUACUCUCUCUCACUGUGCCUGAAAUCUCUGUUUUCGUUAUUUGUUCAAUCUAGCUAGUUUUACAUUCAAGUUAUACUCUCUAGCCCAAGGUUUCCCAAACUGGGGUUCGUGAUGACUGUGCAUGGGGUCCGAAACGAUAUGAAAAGAGUUUAUAAUGUAUAUAAAUAAAUCACAAUAUCAUUGAAUUUUCGUUAGCCUGCCAGUAUUCAACGUUAGUAUGUAUUGAUUUAGACUUUCAUGAGUUUUAUUUCAUCAAAGAAACAUUAUCCUUCCUCAUUGGUUAGGCACAGAAAUUGAUACGGCAAAGGAUGGGUGUCCGUCAAAAAUAAGAUUCGCAAACAGUGGUUCCUGGCUCAAAAAGUUUGGGAAACCCUGCUCGAGCCCACCGAUUCUUAACUAGUAAGCCCAGCAGUGGGCCACAGUAGCAUUUCCAUGUGUGCCACAAACCUAUUAAAAAUUGGUAGACUUGUUGCUAAAUUUAGUUGAAUUUGAUGGUAGUAAUGAAUGAUGAUGCUGUUUUUUGUUACAGGGUGGUAUUUUUCUCUUAAUUAUUAGAGUGAAGCUGUCUAUGUUUGCAGAAAGAAUUUUUUUUUUCGUUGUAGUCAUUCCCUAGCUUGAAAAAGUCAAUGGGCCACAUAAUUUUUGCACAACAAAAAUGGGCCACGAAAAAACAAGGUUGAGAACCACUGCUCUAGUCUUUAUACACUGAUACAAAGCAGUUUUCAACACUCAACCAACAAAAAUUGUCCCUCCCGGUUACGAAUUCCUGUGUUUUCGUCUUUGUUUAAUUAACGAUGGAUGAACUAUGAUGGAUGCUUAGCUUGUUAAUUAGUUAGUAAUACGCACAACUCACACCCAGCCUUUCGUACAGUUUGAAUAGUUUAUAAAGUGUGGUGCAUAAAUAAAUACUACUCCCCUGGGGAUGAACUCUUCUCUAGUGCGGGAACAUUGACUUAGCCGCUGCCCACUGGGCCAUCCACUGAUACUGUAUUAAUUCACUUUUAAUUCUUGCCAAGCUGUAGCAACGAAUAUAUUGCGCAAUUCUUGCUUCCAUUGCUAUGUUUAUUUUGAAUAUUUAUUGUUGCCAUUGUUACCUUGAUUUAUUGCAUUUUUUAAUAAUUUUAUCUACAAAGAA